Delphinapterus leucas (beluga whale) is the source of this 1732-nucleotide messenger RNA. The record is from RefSeq and is a predicted model, not a curated record. Lineage: Eukaryota; Metazoa; Chordata; Mammalia; Artiodactyla; Monodontidae.
CCCCAAACCCGAGCGGCUGAAAGGAGACCGACCCCCUCUGCCACCCGGGGACCCGCGCCCCACUCGGCCGGCCGGGGCUGGGGAGGAGGCGGGCGCAACCUUCAGCUUCCCCGCGGCACCCUAGGCCGCGGCUGCGCCGCCAGCCGGUACCGGGCCCCGCGCCCGCACAGGUGGCCCGAGCAGAAAAGGGACAUUUGCCAGACACCCCCUCCCCCCUUCUUGCACCACGGAGCGUGGGGUUAAAAGUUGCAAUUGCAAAAGUCCCGCGUCUGAUCUUGGGCCUUAUCUCAGAUAGACAGCAGGAAGGCCUUUAGACCUCUGCCAAUUUUUAACAGCCAGUGACGACUGCAAAUGCUACAGCGCUGGCAGGCAGCAUUUGAGGACGAUUUGAGCUGUGCUUCUUAAAAAUUAAAAAAAAGCGAUUUAUCAAAGUAAAUCUCCCCCAUGACAAUGUCUUCCGCUAAGAUUGAGUGUGUUUUGCGGGAGAACUGGCGCUGCGGUGAGUCUCCAGUGUGGGAGGAGGCAUCCAACUCUCUGCUCUUCGUAGAUAUUCCUGCAAAAAAGGUUUGCCGGUGGGAUUCGCUCAGCAAGCAAGUGCAGCAAGUGACCGUGGAUGCCCCAGUCAGCUCUGUGGCCCUUCGCCAGUCAGGAGGCUAUGUCGCCACAGUUGGAACAAAGUUCUGUGCUUUGAACUGGGAAGAUCAGUCAGCAGUUGUCUUGGCCACAGUAGAUAAAGACAAGAAAAGCAAUCGAUUCAAUGACGGGAAGGUGGAUCCCGCUGGGAGAUAUUUUGCCGGUACCAUGGCUGAGGAAACAGCUCCAGCAGUUCUGGAGCGGCACCAAGGGUCCCUGUACUCCCUCUUUCCUGACCACCAUGUGGAAAAGUACUUUGACCAGGUGGACAUCUCCAAUGGUUUGGAUUGGUCUCUGGACCACAAAAUCUUCUAUUACAUCGAUAGCCUGUCCUACUCGGUGGAUGCUUUUGACUAUGACCUGCAAACAGGGAAGAUCUCCAACCGCAGAAGUGUUUACAAGCUGGAGAAAGAAGAACAAAUCCCUGAUGGAAUGUGUAUUGAUGUUGAGGGGAAGCUCUGGGUGGCCUGUUACAAUGGAGGAAGAGUGAUCCGUUUGGAUCCUGAGACAGGGAAAAGACUCCAAACUGUGAAGUUGCCUGUUGUUAAAACAACCUCAUGCUGCUUCGGAGGGAAGGAUUACUCUGAAAUGUAUGUGACCAGUGCCCGGGAUGGGAUGGACCCCGAGGGUCUACUGCAGCAACCUGAAGCUGGUGGAAUUUUCAAGAUAACUGGCCUGGGGGUCAAAGGAAUUCCUCCCUAUCCCUAUGCAGGAUGAGUGACAGGCCUUCCUUCAUAGUGGAAGAGACUUAGAAGACAACUAGAAAAUUCUGGUGCUGAAAUUUCAGUCUAGUUACAAAAAAAAAUGAAGUAAUGAUAUUAAUAGGAUUAAAUUUUUAAUUACAAUUUUUAAAACAUAGAGCAUUUUUAACAAGGGGUGACAGGUGGUUUUGAUAACAUACUAUAAGGCCUUCUGCAAAAGUGCUAUAGAAAUAUAGAGGUGUUCAACCGUCAACCAGCCUCUUGAUUCUUUGCAAAUUGCUGGUGGAAUCGGGGAAGGGGGAAGGAACCAUAUUUGUUCUUUACUCUGCAUUCGAUACUUACUAUACCUAAAGCUUUAAAACAUUAAUAAAUAGUAGUCUGGUAAUGACUUCCUAUAA